AUGUCGAACUCCGCGCGAUCGACGGCGCGGCUGGAGAAGCGGAUGACGGACGCGCUAGCGGCGAGACACAAGACGGUGAAGAAGGUUCCGAAGAACUUCGACGCGUUCGUGCUCAAGUUCCCGCGGAUCAACGCGGGGCUGGAGCUGCUCCGAGAAGUGUACGACAAAAUCGUGCCCGAGGGCAAAGAAGGCAUGACGUUGGACGAGCUGAAGACCGCGCUCGCGCAGCUGGAGGUGACAGUGAGCGAAGAGGAGCUGAAGGCCAUAUUCGAGCAGACGGAGUUGGACACUUCGUAUGGGGAAGGGUCGGACUCUGUUCCAGCAGAGGAGGCAACAGUGGUGUGCUUCAAUGCGUUCGUGCUGUGCCUGGGCAUUGUGUUCUUGCUCGAGUCGGCUGAUAGCGAUCAGCUCCGCGCCCUGCCCCCUUCCCCAUGGGCCAUCCCUCCCCGCCCCGCACAACCUCCCCGCGCCAUCCCCCACCUUCCUCCCCCUGCUUCCCGUCUUUCUCCUGCCUCUCGCUGCUAA
Molecule: messenger RNA, 525 nt
Organism: Closterium sp. Naga37s-1
Lineage: Eukaryota; Viridiplantae; Streptophyta; Zygnematophyceae; Desmidiales; Closteriaceae
Source: the annotation of a GenBank genome assembly